Nasonia vitripennis (jewel wasp) is the source of this 8339-nucleotide messenger RNA. Its product is annotated as luciferin 4-monooxygenase. The transcript has 11 exons. The record is from RefSeq and is a predicted model, not a curated record. Gene Ontology annotation, biological process: long-chain fatty acid metabolic process; fatty-acyl-CoA biosynthetic process. Gene Ontology annotation, molecular function: long-chain fatty acid-CoA ligase activity. Bases 1164 to 2840 code for a protein of 558 amino acids. NCBI's taxonomy places the organism in Eukaryota, Metazoa, Arthropoda, Insecta, Hymenoptera, Pteromalidae.
CGCAGGAUUUGCGCGUCAGCUGUGGCGAGAAAGAGAGAGUGAGAGGCCAGUCUCGCCGAAACAGAUGAAGACGUACAAGUGAAAAAAUAGCCGAUCUUACCCGAAGGCGGUCGAACUGCUCCGAUUACAGGACACGACAAACCCGAUUAAAGCAUAGUGCAUCGAGCGGAUCAGUCUUUUUCUAUGCAUAACGCGAGUAUAAUAACAUAAGACAGGCGUCGAGGAAAAACGCGAUUGAAUCGUCACUUCAGUCGCGAUUGUCGCAGAUCGUCGCUACUUUGCGGAGUGCAUUUUUUAAGCAUUGCUGAGGCAAGAAAGGUGCGGCAUAAUCCCCGAAAGACCUGCCUCAGUCGAGAGUUGACGGAAGCGCAGCUGACACAUACUCUAAAAAUUUGCAGUUUACGUUUCGAUCGUUAAGGGGAUGUCGGAGCAACGCUGAUUGGUCGAAAUGUUCUGGUUUUCCUAACGUCUAAAAUAUUUUGGAUCAUAACUAAUAAGUACAUACACUUAUUUAUCGCACAUAAACGCAGUGUUCCGAGGUGCGUAUUAUAAAAUUGUACAUUUACAAGCGCUUGAAUAUGUACACCAAUGUGUAAUUUAGACAAACAAUGAGAACUACGGCACGAGGUAAAGGCGAGGAUAAAAGUGAGAAUCUGGAAAAUGAGCGUCAUUUUCUCGUGCAAUAUUUCAUGAUAUAAAGUUUUUUAAUCAUUAAAUCGUUAAAAACUCUGUGUUUCGAGGUCACUUACACGAUAUGGAACAAUCAUCAAUUUAAUUUUCCUUGAUUUGAAGUAUAUUAAAAGCAAAUAAUGAGCACCACGAGGUGAGGUCACAAUCAGUAAAGUUCGCUCCGACAGCCCCUUAAUUUCCAACCAUUUUCAAGUUUAUAAUCUAUGAUGCAGAAUAAAAUGACGAACAAUUUUAUUUAGUGCACAUACCAUCAAGUUACUAGAGCCUGCUAUAAAACAUCGUCAGCAUUAUAAGAUAAGAAGAUAAUAAUUAAGUUGCAUGGAUAUUGUGCAUAAUUUUUCUAACUUGCUUCAAGUUUCGAGUUACCUACUUGCGUAUUAAGGCCACCGAGCAGAAUUGGAAACUGUGAUAAACUAGUCAUACUAUUGAAAGCUGUGAAACUCACUUAACAGUAUACAAUAACCUGGAACUUUAUGCACAAACAACUAAACUGUUGUACAAACCUAAUGGAUAUUUUUAUGCAGUGUGAAAAGGAUGCGGACGAUUUCACCACUGAAAAAAACAUCGUGAAAGGUGCUAAAAUUGAUUACGGUGUACAAAACCAAAGCAUCGGCCAAAUACUCCUCGAUAUUUUCCACAAAUAUGGAGAUUAUACAGGAUGGACGGAGUCUGAAUCUGGAAGGCAAAUGACUUACGCACAAAUAAAAGACAAAAGCAUUCGAUUAGCACUUUGGUUCCAACAACAAGGAAUAGGAUCCGGAGAUGUCAUAACAAUAUGUUCUUCCAACUGUCUGAAUAAUUAUGUAGUUAAUUAUGCGAUUCUCUACGUUGGCGCAGUUUACAAUCCUUGGCAUCACGAAUUUACGUUAGAAUCAGCGCGUUAUGCAUUCAAACUAACUCGGCCAAAAGUCAUGUUUGUAUGCUCCAACAUGAUCGACACGAUCGAAAAGGCCGCAAAAUUGGAAAAUCUAGAUGUAAAAAUCGUUACUUACGAGGACUUUCCCAAUAAAGAAAUGAUAGAUGAUUUGAUCCAGGCAUCAAAGGAGGAAGACGUAGAUCGGUUUGCUGUUCAAAAAAUUGAGGAUCCAUCAACUCAAAUAGCCGGUUUGUUGUUUUCGUCUGGAACCAGUGGUGCACCAAAAUGCGUCACGAUGACUUAUCAAUCUUUAUUGAAUAUCAUUUUGACCAAUGCAAAAGUCGUUAUCAGGCCAAAUGAUGUAAUACUUUGGUAUUCGGUCCCGUACUGGAUAGUUUCCACAGUCUACACGCUCUCUACCGUUUUUCGAAAAAACAAAGUAAUUAUUUGUGAGAAAAGCUAUGAUUUUGAAAGAAUCUGUCAGCUCAUCGAAGAGCAUAAGAUUAAUACAGUAAUAGGACAUCCAAAUUUACUGGUCAACUUUAGUAAACAUAAGUUCGCCAAUAGGUACAAGCUUGGUUCGCUGAAUCGCGUAUUUGUCAGUGCAUCCAAAUUAGGUCAGGAUACCGCGGAGCAAUUCCGUAACGACUUUCCGCACAUUAGCCUGUAUCAAGGAUAUGGGAUGACGGAGCAUGGUUUGAUAUUCAUGCAAAAUGAGAGAUGUAAAAAUUCCGAAUCUGUUGGACACAUUGUUCCAAAUGCUUGGGUCAAAAUAGUCGAAAUAGAAACGGGCCAAGUUUUGGGCUUCGAUGAACAGGGUGAGAUUUGCUGUAAAAGUCCUAUGCUAACUCCCGGCUACCAAAACAACCCAGAAGCCACGGCUGAAACGAUCGAUAAAGAGGGUUGGCUACACACCGGCGACAUAGGAUAUCGCGACAAAAAUGGCGAAUUCUUCAUAGUCGACAGAAUCAAAAGUGUGAUCAGAUACCGCUUUCACCAUAUUUACCCUUCAGAAAUCACAGAGCAUCUGCUCAGACAUCCGGACGUUCUAGCAGUCGGUGUAACUUCAUUUCCUCACGAAGAAGACGUGGAACACGCCAUCGCUUUCGUUCAGAGAGUCCCGGGAUCGAAGGUCACAGAAGACGAGCUCGUCGAGCACUCGGCUAAACUGGGCUACUACAAGAAGCUCUGGGGAGGCGUUAAAUUUUUGGACGCCCUGCCGCGCACCGCCUCGGGAAAGAUAGCUACCAAUACUCUCAAAGAGAUGGCUAAAUCGCACGCUCAGAAUUACUGAAGGCAAGAGUAAUAAACAAUCCGAGCAACGCAAUCCAUCGGGCACCUGUCUCCGCGUUCGUCUAUGCACCCGUUCUAUACCUCCCACUCGAAGAACGGCCGACUGCUCUCUCCAAUUAGUCUGCGCGCGCCAGACCACCCUCGCCGAAGAAAUGGGUACAGCAACGGGCCAAACAAGGGAGUGAAUUAAUAAAACGUGAGCGCGCGCGCGCGCUCCUACGUCGCCCCCCUCUACGACCGUAGCCCAACAAGCAACGCACAGAUGUCCGCCCUUUGCUUUCCUCCGUUUUGUUCUGUCUCUCUGUCUCUUUUUGUCUUGUAAUAGUUUUCGGGCUCACUGUUUCUGUACAUCGACGUAUAGCUCAAUCUGUUUUUCUCUUUAAAUGGAAAUCCGAACGAAUGCUGCGAUUCCUGCGUUAACGACAUCGAGAUUAAUAGCACGUAAGAUUGAGAGUAUGUACGCGAGGUAGUUUAUUUUCAAUGUCGACGCAUUCAGCGAGAACAGUCACCGAUUCUCAUUCGCUCUACACAGGUACAUUCGACUAGUACAGAUAUACGAUCAUCAACUUGCCCUAUCAAAAUAUAAGCUUAGCUUUCAUCGAUUCGCAAUUAAGCAUUUAACCCACUAGUAUAUAAUCUAAUUAUUUCAUUCCGCGUACGCACUUCUCCCUCGCUCAUUUCUACCUCUCUUUCUCUUGCAUUCCCCCUUCUCUAGCUUUCCGCUUUUUUCUCCCCGCCCGUACUCUCGCACAAGCGAAGGGCAAUUCUUUUAUUUUAUUGCCCGGGACAUAAUGGAAAAUAGUUCUCGCGUGCUCGGAGGGAGUGAGCCGGAGCGCCGACCAAACGGCGUAUUCCUUUUUUACUCUUUUCUCCUGCUGCCACGGCGUAUUUAUCUUCCUCUCUUCUCAGGUCUCUCCCUCCAUCUCUGUUUUGACGCUAUUGUUUCUGUAAUAUAGAUCGUGCGCAGACAGGUUCGCGUUUUCACUUUAUCGACGAAACAAAUAAUUCUUGCUCAAUUUGCAAAAACACAUCGGUCGCAACAGGAAGGAGCAGCAUUCGAUAAUUCUAAAUCCCGUCAAUAUAACAUUACAAUAAAGAGAUGGCGGCAAAGUGGAUCAAUCGAAAAUAGAGAUGAGAAUCGUAAGCCGCACACAGAAGUACAAAAGCGUGCAGAAUGCGGACAUAUGCAAAACUCCCGCGCGGGCACUGCAGCAGCAGCAGCAGCAGCAGCCGAGAAGAUCGUCGCUCUCGCCCCCCUGCGCGCAACUUCGCAUUUGAAUAAACGUUCGCGCGUUAAUAGUUUUCGUUUAGGCCUACAUGAGAGGGAACACGUGCAUAUUUAUCGUGAUUUAUGGACUUUUCGCCGGCUACGCGCUCUUGUUUUGCAUUCAUCGGGGGCGGGAUACGCUUUGAGUAUACGAAAAAAGUGCACGGCGUGAACGCGAGGUGCCCUAUUGGGUCGUAAUUUUUAAGUUUUAAUUUCACGAUUUUUUUCAUUGUACCCAGGUCGAUGCGAAGCCAUUUGUCAGCUCGAUUCAAAGCGAUAGCUGUAGUAUAACUUUGUGAAUCUCGCGCUUUUGUUGAAAAAUAAACCUGCAAAUAUAACGCCCAAAAAUAAAGCUCCUUGUGUAUACUUCCUAUACACCGCGUCCCCUCGAGAACCUCUCAUUUUUCAUAUUUUUUUUACCAGCCUGCAGAGUCGAUCCGUCAUCGUAGAACGAGCCCCCCGAAAAAAAGGUUUCCGUAAAAAAGGGGUACACGCGCGGCGCUUCUCGAAAAAGGGGUUGAACGCGACAACGCGCAUUUUCCACUUGACGAGCUUCGAAAUUAGCGGCAGUAGCGGAGACAUUUACAAGGCCCUUUUUCGAGGCGCAGGAAAUGGGCGCGACGAAAGCGUGCACCAGGUGACGAGGUGAGUAGAGACGCUUGUUUUUCCGUGCGAUUGCGCCGCGAGUGCGUGACGGCGCUUCGUACCGUGGAUUUGUUCGCAAAAAUAUAUAGUACAUGGGUAUUCGUUGAGUCGAAACCCUAUAGAAAACAAAAAUCAUUUAAAUACGCGCGUUCGAAAAUUUUCAAUCACCCAACAUUAAUGUUCUGCUCAGACGCGCGUAUACGGAAGACACGAUAAAUCACUCGACAACGCGAUCGACUCUACCUCCUUCAUGAGCGAUUAACCCCUUUGUGCGAUCGACUGCGCGCGAUGACGCUGCACGAAAAAUUCUCCGCUGCAGCGAUUUCACGGACAUCCCGAGACCGCACGAAUUUUCUUCGGCCCCCUUCGGCCCUUUAACCCAUCUGCGACUGCGUAAAAUUUAAAUAAAUGCGUCCCGAGCCAGCCCCGACACGGCGCGUUACGCUGACAUGCUAAUCUCGGGCUCGGCUUGAGUUAUGGGCCUGCCGUCCUGCAAACCUGUUUCGCCGUACUCGUCACCUUGCGCGCAGUUACAAGAUAUUAACGCCGAUGUUUAAUGCGACAUAGUUUUAUCGACACGGGCUCACAAAGGGGAUUGGGCUCCUUUCAUCAUGCCAGGAUGGGGGGUAUACGAAACGAUACUUUGAGACUAAAAUUCGCAUGGUCCAAUCAGCAUGACCCAUACAAUUGAACACCGACUUCGCCCGGUGUCUCUAAAAAACUCGAAACCCCCUCCACAUGGCAGCGCCCCGGAAUAUCAUCUCUUCCACUUCCACGACGACGCAGAAAGGCACUUGCAGCCCGUAUCACGUGUGCGUAUAAUACUGGAGAGAGAAAAAAGCGUAUGUCCCAUUCGCACACUGGCUGCCUCCGAAAGCGGCUCCCGGCCGUAUCUCGAUCUGGAGGAGGAGAUAGGGAUCGCCCCAUUAAAAUCGAGCGAACGCGCGGCCAUCCAUUACGGCCUAAUCCACUUUGGCCCGUUGAUCUUGACGAUCGGUUUCAAUUCUUCGCCGUCGCGCGAUAUGCAAAUAAUCCCCGAGAAGCCGGCCGAUUAUCCGCGUAUGAAUACUAAAAAAGCAGAGAGACGGGGAGAUAGGCGCGAUAGCGUUGAUGUUUUAAUCGGACUGAGUCUGACGCGACUCCGGGCGUGGAUCAGCUUGAUGGAUCUGCAGCUUGUUUGUUUACCUUUUUGCGACGGCGUUGUAUAUGAGACAAAGCUUUGGCUUUGAGCGAAAAAGCGCACGAGUCUUUUCCUUCGGAUUGUACGUCAUUCUCCUUCGAGAUGAUUAAGAUCGAUGAAUCAACAUUUGCUCAUUGUUGUAAGUUAAAAAUUGAACAUACCUAAAUACGCACAUUUAUCAAUAGAAUUCGCAUCAAUAACCUCCGCGGCGCAGCGGUAGGUAAAAUUUCAAUUAGAAAAGCCCCAAUCAACCUGUUCCUCGCCAAGCGACCCUAUAUAGUACGACCCGGCGCACACAAGCUUCGAAUCUCUUCUACAUUAUGCAGCUUCCAUCUACUUCGAUUCCGCAAGAUCAUCACACGACCAGUCGCGCAGCUCCGCAGUAUAGGUACAGUAAACCACGAUGGUAAAUGGAAAAGCCGGCGACGCGGCGGCCGUAUAACCCCCCUCGAAAGAUUCCGAACGCGCGCUGCCAGCCCCGGCUUAUCCGGGCUUAUUCCGGCUUAUCCCAAUCAUUGCCAGCCCGAGCCCGGUGCCAAUUACGACGAAUCAACGUCACGCGGCACAAUGACACGCGCGUAUAUCGCAGGACGCCGGUUGAUAUUGAGACGUGUAUUAUUGCGUCGGGCAACGAUGGGAUCGACUCGACGGGCGCACGUCGAUCAGAAAUUUUUCAUUUGCUACGAGUUCCAUUAAUAUGCGCUGCUGCGGUACACGGCGGGCUCCUGCUCGAGAGGAAAUGGUUGUUUACAGGGCUACAUCGGAAGUGGUUCUGUGUGACGCUUAUAAAUAUUCUGUCUUCUAUAUACCAGAUUUUAUUUUCAAAUAACCUUAUUGGUCCACUUAUUCGUAUAAAAGAUCCACGCGUGUGCUCAACGCCAUAUAUAACAUCUGCAACAAUGCACCCACUGUUCAACAAAACUCUUCAGGGCAAUGAUCCUCGACAAAGCGCCAUUAUAUAACACGCACAGUGGACCGUCGAAAAUUCAUUGUAAAUCCUCCGAAAAAUUCGUCAGGAUCAAUAUUUAACGAGGAAUCAGAGGUGGGAGACGAAUCGAAGGGAGCGAUGAGCCCUCGGAAAGUGAUUUUCGUCAUAAUGCGAUGGGCAAACAGCCCGCCGAGAUCCGGCCUGGGAUCCCGAACACCUGAGCAUGCGAACUGCGCCCGAGGAAUCGGAAGAGACAAUGCGCAUAAAGCCCUUCUCAAACAUCGCCUCCCGUUCCGAGUACGCGCGAGCAGUGCGUCUGCGGCAAAGUGAUCUCGCUGCGGGACCAUAUAUUAUUGUCUCGAUGAAAUUCGUUGGCAGAGCGGAGAUUCUCGAGUGAGCUGGCUGAUAUAGUAUUAAUUUAACCGAAUUUUUUCGUUCAAAAACUAUAACUUGCCGAGUAUUCCAAUCAAGGCAGAAAAGACCCCAACCUCCACAUCAAAGCAGAAAUUAAAAGCUCACAGCAAAUCAGUGUCCCCCCAUCAGUUCAGGCAUCGAUAUCCCUAUACGCAUAAGACCGGAUAAAUAGACGCCAAUUUCACGAAUACACGCAUCCGGGCCCGAACCUGCUUUCCAUUGUGUGCCACGCGAAAGAGAGCAAACACAAAUCCCGCGCACCGAUCGCUCGAAUAAUAUUGAUCCUGCGAACGCCCACGCGCUCGCAUAAUACGGGCCGAUUCGAAUGAAUGAGAGGUAGGGAUGGAGAGGCAAAAGCCAGCAUUGACAGCCGGUCAUUACGCGCAUCGUGCUCGUACACAGCAAAGAGUGUAUACAUGUCGGGACGUACGGGCGCACGUCACUCACCUCCGACUCUUGUAAAUCAAGCCGCUAUAUCAGUUCUUUUUUUUCGCUACUCGUCGGUGGUUUGCUUACUAUACCGGGGGCAAGUUUGGCUGCAAGUUACUGUCGGCUAUUGUUCAAAAAGCGCAUUUUUUUGAAUUAUUUCUUUCUCCUUUCUCGCAAGACUUGCCGUCGCCUAUUGACUUGCUCGUGGCCAGCUGGCGAUUUUGGCCAUUCAAUCGCUGCUGAUCCGCUCAUUCUUUCGCUGACCCGAAAGUCAGGAUCCUCGCAGCGAAAGGAAAAGCGAUAUGCUUAAUACCUGGCGAGAGAGCUUCCUUCCGUCCGCUGUACGCUUGACUUUAAUUCUGACUGUGAUUGACAGUUGACUGAGCCGAUUCUUCGGAAUGUCUUUGUCACCAGAAAUGUGAAAGCCGCUCUUUCAAUUUGUCAAUGAAUAAGAAAUUAGAGCUUUUCAAAAGUUUUGGAGGCUCAAAGAACGUACAGCGACACGAUUCGGCACAUUACACAGCAUUGUAGUAUUAUUAUUUAUAAGGAAAAAAUGUAAUAAAAGUCGAAACACUCACCAACGAUAUCAUAAUUGUAAAUUAGUACACCAUCAUUAAUAAAUUUUUACAAAAGAUUA